Olea europaea var. sylvestris is the source of this 2023-nucleotide messenger RNA. RefSeq names its product vacuolar protein sorting-associated protein 9A-like. The coding region runs from base 142 to 1626 and encodes 494 amino acids. The record is from RefSeq and is a predicted model, not a curated record. Gene Ontology annotation, cellular component: endocytic vesicle; cytosol. The transcript has 5 exons. Gene Ontology annotation, biological process: vesicle-mediated transport. Gene Ontology annotation, molecular function: small GTPase binding; guanyl-nucleotide exchange factor activity. Lineage: Eukaryota; Viridiplantae; Streptophyta; Magnoliopsida; Lamiales; Oleaceae.
GUCAAAAAGAGCACUUAUAAUGAAGGUCAUUUUCCGUUUGGACUAUAAUUAGCCUGACAGCUGUCCGAUUAAUCGGCAGUUUUUGGCAUCACACCCAAUUUUACAAAUCGCAUCAGUUAAUUGGACUGCCGGCGGAGGAAAAUGGAGAAUUCCGACACCUUUGGAUCGUCGACUGCCACUCCAACGUGGCAGUACUUCCUCGAACGCAUGCGCCACCCCUCCGCCGCCGAUUUCGUCAAAGCCAUUAAAAGUUUUAUAGUGUCAUUUUUGAAUAAUACACCGGAUGCCGAAAGGGACAGCACAGCUGUGCAGGAGUUCCUUGGGAACAUGGAAGCGGCAUUUAGGUCACACUCCCUUUGGGUUGGAUGUUCAGAGGAGGAGUUAGAGAAUGCUGGUGAAGGACUGGAAAAAUAUGUCUUGACAAAGUUAUUUACACGCGUAUUUGCUGCAAUUCCGGAAGAUGUGGAAGUUGACAAGCAACUUCAUCAGAAGAUGGCUUUGAUUCAACAAUUCGUUCGGCCUGAAAACUUGGAUAUCAAGCCAACAUUUCAAAAUGAAACAUCAUGGUUGCUUGCGCAGAAAGAGCUGCAAAAGAUUAAUAUGUACAAGGGACCGAGAGAUAAACUUGUCUGCAUUCUCAAUUGUUGCAAGGUCAUCAAUAACCUACUGAUCAAUGCCUCCAUUGCUGCCAAUGAAGAUCAUCCAGGAGCAGAUGAAUUUCUACCUGUUCUCAUAUAUGUCACCAUAAAGGCAAACCCUCCACAGCUGCAUUCCAACUUAUUAUAUAUACAACGGUACAGGCGACAAAAUCGUUUGGUAGCAGAAUCAGCCUACUAUUUCACAAACAUGCUUUCCGUGGAGUCUUUUAUUAUGAAUAUCACUGCACAAGCCCUUUCAAUGGAUGAAAGAGAGUUUAAAAAGAACAUGGAAUCUGCUCGACUACUCCUUUAUGAUCUUUCUGAAAGUUCAGACGUACUAAGCCAAACUGAUCAAAGAGUUGGACACGCUCCCAAAACACAGGUGGUGGAACCCAAACAACCUUUGAGUUGGAAGCACCAGGACUCAACAGUGUCAGGUCAGUUCUCAGUCAACUCAUCUGAAAAGAAAUCCAAGAACGGGGAAUCAGACUUAAAAGACUACUUAUCUUUGAAUAAAAUUCCAUCAAUUUCAGAUCUUGAAAAUAAAGGUGCUACCAUGCUUUUGAAGGAAGAUGAAGUAAACCAUGUCUUUAGGGAUUUCCCGUACUUGUAUUCACAGGCUGGUGAUCUGACAGCUUCCGAUGUAGAAGACCUGCUAAACAAUUACAAGCAACUUGUAUUCAAGUAUGUGUGUCUUGCCAAAGGAUUGGGUGUUGGAACUCCGUCUCCUCCAGUGGCAGAUACCCAAGGUCAAAAGGAUGAUCAGAUUGAAAUCGUGAUGGAAUCAGAAAACGCUGGGGAAGGGACAUCAAAUGAUGAAAUGCACAAGGAGCUUCCUAAUUUAUCUUCUGAUUUAGUUGAAGCAUCACAUUUUGAGUCGGAAAGUUCUGAAUCCAAGUUUUCUGAAGGAAAUUCUGAGUCGAAAUUGCCAGAAGAAGCAGCUGUUCAAACUCAAGGUCAGGAAGGGGAUCAAAAUCCUCAUACGUGAUUCUCUUGAUAGCCCAUAUAAAUUAAUAUCGACAUAUUUGGAAAGAUGGACUAAACAGAGGAGAAGAAGAAGAAUUUAAAAUCCUAUUUGUUAUAAUGUCUAGUCCAAUACAGCACUGUGUACCAGUAAUGCUUCGACGGGGGAUCUCUAGUGUACUUUAAUCUAACUUUAAUAUGUUCACAAGAGGAUGUAUUUUUAUGUCAAUUCUUUGCAAGUAGGAUAUAAAGCUCUAUGAGCAGUGUAAUCAGUACAACAUUGAGAAAAAAUUGACUGUCGUUCGGGAUGACAGGAAUCUUGCCGGAGGGAACUUUUUUUUUUUUUUUUUUUCCUUUUGGGCUCCCAUUUGUAUCUAACUUCUACUGGUUUUUGUUUAUCAAAAUUCCUAUGGCUUCUGCAA